AGGAAUUGGAAACCAAACGGGCAGGGAUGGAAACCUACCUGAGAGAGGAGGGUAACUGGAGUCUUACUAGUGUGGAUACCGUGGUUGGCCCACGCAACUACAGUGACCCGUCUUACAUGUUCUCCGGCCACCAGCUUCUCCUGCGCUUCAAGAUGCUCUUCAUCCCGCUCUACUGCCUCCUGGUGGCUGUGGCCUGCAUAGGCAAUGCCUUUCUGUUGGCCUGCAUUGUAGCUGAUAAAAAGCUACACAACGCCACCAACUUCUUCAUCGGGAACCUGUCUGCUGCUGACCUGCUCAUGUGCCUGUGUUGUGUGCCUUUCACCGUGUCCUAUGGCUUUGAGGCUCACGGCUGGCUCUUUGGCCGGUUUAUGUGCCACUUUGUUGCGCUCAUGCAGGCCGCCACCGUCUAUGUUUCAGUCUUGUCCUUGACAGCCAUCGCGGUGGACCGCUACGUGGUGGUGGCGUACCCUAUUCGUCGCCGGAUCACACUCAAGUGUUGUGGGAUGGUUGUGCUGGGCAUCUGGGCACUUUCUCUGGUUCUGGCUGCUCCUCCGUCGGUUCACACCAGCUACCUGGAUCUGCACCAGAUUGGCCAUGACCUGGUUGUGUGUGAGGAGUUCUGGAUAGGCUCAGAGAAGCUAAGGGUGCUCUACUCCUGUCUGAUGCUUCUGAUGUCCUACAUGAUCCCCCUGCUCUCCGUCACUGUAUCUUACUGUGCCAUCACGGUUCAUCUGAAGCACCACUGCCUACCAGGAGCUGUGGAGCAGAACCAGGCCAAAUGGAACAAGAAGAAACGCAAGACUUUCAUGCUGUUGGUCACUUCUGUUCUGGCCUUCGCCCUCUGCUGGCUACCUCUGCAGGUCCUCAACCUGAUCCGAGAUCUUGACGUGGAUUUCAGCAUCAUAAACAAACACUGCAUCAACGUCAUCCAGGUCUCCUGCCACCUGGUGGCCAUGAGCUCUUCCUGCUACAAUCCUUUCAUCUAUGCCUCCCUCCACCACAAGUUCCGGGUCCACCUUCAGGGUUACCUGCGGCCCCAGAGACACCGCCAGAGCAGCCUGCUGUCCCUGCGCGCCUCCCGCUACAACAACACCUGCCUCAGCCACGUCUCUGAGCACCCCGCCAAGGACGGGAGGGGGCUGGAAAGCUGAAUGGUCAAUGUGCUCUGAUUGGCAAGGUUGUGCAGAGAAGGUUGUGAAACUGCAGCUUGGUGUCUGCCAUGUUGGCUCUCGCUCCUCUGCUACUGACUGCUGACUCCUUUGUUGAGCUGCAAUGGCGACAGUUUCAUAACCUCCUCUACUAUGUUAGCAUUGUUUUAGUCUAGCACAGGUGACACUAGAGAGCAGGGAGUGCUUGAGAAAAGGGAUUAUCAAUUGGUAGCAUUACUAAUUUAAAUAGUUUCAAUUAACAAAUGAACAGUACGGCACUGUAUUGAAAUCCUUACAGACCUCACAUUCUGCUACACGGUUUCCCUUUUCUUCAGCAAACAAGAGGUGUAUAAAAUUGGCGUGAAGUUCGCUGCCAUUUGAAUAUACUGGUACUAUAUGAAGAGUGUUUGCUCUCGUUCAGGCUCGCCACAAUAAUUGACAUUCGCAAAUUGAAAAACCCUGAAUCAUUGGAUUAAAAAAAAAAGGAUUUCAAAACUGAGUCGCUGUGAUAAGAACCGAUUGGAACCAUACUGAGGACAGUAUACAAAAUAUGAGGAAAUGUAAUUUGAAGUUAUUUACUGUUAUCUGGUGAACAGAUUAAGUAGGUGGACAUGCUUGGUUUAGAUUACAGGCCUGUGGUUUGCUUUAAGGACGAAUUGUCUAAAGAUAAUUAUAUAUUUAUUCAUUCGUUCAUUCUGGCUCUAGGCAGUAAAUAUUUCAAUAUCUUUUCUGCAAACAGUUUUGUAAAAAAACUAACCAAACAAACCCCACAUUUUUUGAAUAAAAUUGCCCUUUUGUGAAUAAUUGCUGCUAUAUGUACCUGGACAAGGUGUGUGUUGAGGCACAUCCCUUAGUAAAAAAAAAAAAAAAAAAAAAAUUGCGGAAUGUAAUAAAGCAUAUUGAAAACAAGGUAAAACAGAGGUAUGGUAUAGCAAAAACAAGAGUUUAGGUUUUUGGGCUAUAUCGGGGACAUUCUUAAACCAUGCAUCUGGAAUUGCUAGAGUAAGUGGAAGUUUUUGAAAAGAAGACUGUUUGAGACGGACCUUUUCAGAACAGUCAAAAUAUAUCUAAACUGAAAAAAAUGUUGGAAAUGGUUUGAGAUGUCUGUCAGAAAGGAGGUCAUA
Polyodon spathula (Mississippi paddlefish) is the source of this 2272-nucleotide messenger RNA. RefSeq names its product prolactin-releasing peptide receptor-like. The transcript is spliced from 2 exons. Gene Ontology annotation, molecular function: neuropeptide Y receptor activity; neuropeptide binding. Bases 27 to 1151 code for a protein of 374 amino acids. Gene Ontology annotation, biological process: G protein-coupled receptor signaling pathway. Gene Ontology annotation, cellular component: plasma membrane; neuron projection. The record is from RefSeq and is a predicted model, not a curated record. NCBI's taxonomy places the organism in Eukaryota, Metazoa, Chordata, Actinopteri, Acipenseriformes, Polyodontidae.